This is a messenger RNA of Lytechinus pictus (painted urchin), 2535 nucleotides long. RefSeq lists its product as uncharacterized. Gene Ontology annotation, cellular component: nucleus. The transcript is spliced from 3 exons. Lineage: Eukaryota; Metazoa; Echinodermata; Echinoidea; Temnopleuroida; Toxopneustidae. The coding region runs from base 596 to 2158 and encodes 520 amino acids. Gene Ontology annotation, biological process: sex differentiation; regulation of transcription by RNA polymerase II. The record is from RefSeq and is a predicted model, not a curated record. Gene Ontology annotation, molecular function: RNA polymerase II cis-regulatory region sequence-specific DNA binding; DNA-binding transcription factor activity, RNA polymerase II-specific.
CAGCAGCAGCAGUAAACCCACUUCUACCACCAAUAUCACCACGAUCACCACCGCCACCAUCAUCAUCGUCAUCAUCGUCAUCAUCAUAGUCGUCAAUUCGUCAUAAAAAGGACAGUCUUUGUGGACAUGUCCACACCAUUCUUUAUUUCACCUUUAGUGUCCAAUCCUCAACUAAUGGACAAUCUUCCAUUCUGUACGAGCAGCAUGUCGGCAGCCACCCAACUGCGUCCCCAUCUAUUCCUUUAGCUGUGCAACCAUGUCGCCCCCUACGAAUCCAAUCCUUUGACCAUUCAUGGCUACGCUCGACAGCGCAUGGAGGAGGACUCCCCUAUUUCUUUACAAUCCACUGCCCAACUUCUCAUCGUAAUCCAAUAAAGAUUGGUCUCACCUAUUUUCCUUUCGAGGCCAGUUACCUGUGGGACACUUUUAAAGAUCUGGAGCGGACAGGAUUCACGAGCGAUCGGACAUUGUCACUUUGGAAGUUGGUUUCACCUUUCCAUAUCGGUUGCUUUUCGCAACUUUGCGCAAUUGGGGGAUCAACUUUUAUUGGUGACGACUCCGCAGAGGAAGAGAGGUUCGAACUGAUUCGUGGACAAUGGCUGAGGGCAGAGAUACUAAUGUUACGACGAGGAAAAUAGGUGAAUCGCUGAAUACCGAAAUAAUUACUCAUCCAUCACCAAAGAAAAACAUGACUUCUGGUCUUACAACCGAGAGAAAUAAGCACUUGGAUAAGAAAUCACUGCCCAAACACCAAGCAUCGGUACGUCGAGUUGUUCGGACACCUAAGUGCGCCCGAUGCCGAAACCACGGCGUCGUGUCUUGCCUGAAGGGUCACAAGCGGUUUUGCCGCUGGCGGGAUUGCCGAUGCACAAACUGUCUCUUGGUGGUGGAACGGCAACGGGUGAUGGCCGCUCAAGUCGCGCUGAGGCGACAGCAAUCCAACGACCCAUCGGCUAGCGGGAAUGGAACGGGGAAGACGCCGGGAAGCGGCUCGGCGUCGGGCGGGGAAAGAGAAGGAGGAAACGUCAACGAAUGUAGGAAAAAGAGUGCCAAGGAUUUGGUUUCGGCUGAGGAGCUGUCGAACAGUAAACGGAAACUGGCCGAGAUAGGUGCCGAGGCUAGCCGAUUGAAAGAGAGAGUUAAGAGGUUGAGUUCGACAGCAGCCAGGGGGAGACUAAAUGGAUCUAUUGCACGGGAUAUACUCGAAGGUCAACGUGGCAAGCCAGGUCGACUGUCAUCUCGCGUUCCAAGUCGUCCGGUCAUUUUUCUACCCCCGCCAGUCAGCGAGAGGAUGCGCAAACGACGCGCUUUCGCCGAUAAAGAACUAGAGACAACAAUGCUUCAACGCGAAUGCCAGUGGACGCUGAUGCUGGCGUACGCAGCCGGCGACAAGACGCUAGCGCCUUUCGCGUCACAUCCCUUCUCCUCACAUUUUGACGCAGGUCGUCACACCGGUCAAGAUACGGAUAAAAAACCGUUACGGAAUAUUCGAACCGGAUAUGGAGAUCUAAAUCACGUGAGUGGAGAGACGAGGUCGAAUGACUCUAAACUGUUGUGGACAGGAUCGCCGUGCAAUGAUGUGCGACUGCAGCUAGGUGGCGGCGGCGAGGUGCCGACAUUGUCGCCGAGCGUCGCAGUGCCUAGCAUGAGGACGUUGAAUGCCUCGAUGGUUUCAAUUCCGUCGACGCUCAUCAAACACGGUCACAGAGCUGGAGUUGGACAUGGACAAUUUUCGGGAAAUCUCCACCCGAACCCGACACUAACAACUGUUGUAACGAAUAAAGAACAUCAUGAAAGAUCACAUGAAGACACUUACCUGCAUAAUCCGGCAACACUUACGUUGUCUAGGUGCAAAAGACUAAAAGGUGACGAACGGUUAGGCAGUUCUUUACAGAAUAGUAGGUUUGGUGGAGAGUUGGACAGCCGCCCAGAAGAAGCAGACUUUGGGUGUUCAGGUUCGAUGGACAGAGAUACUGAACAUGCUAAAUGGAGGGUUGUGGGUCGUGAUCAUGACAUGCACGGACAUGGACAACAGCAGGAUAGCGCGGAAAUUGGACGCGGCGGAUCAGAGUUUGAAGAGCAGGAUUCCUGUGGAAAGACAAUACAAGCGUCAACAAAUAAUCUAGCAUUUUCUAUUGAGAGCUUGUUAAAGAAAUGACAAUGGAACUUUAGAUCGAAAAAGACGAAGCUAGUAUAGAAUGAUUAUAGACACUUCAAACAUCUUCUUAAUGAAUAUAUUAAGGCGAUCGCACACCUUACGAUUGGUCUGCGACCCGAUUUCAGAAUAAAAUCUAGUAGAAUUUGAUGCUAAUAUUGAGACUUGGAAUAUCUUACUGUGUAAUGUUCUAAAUCAUCGUACGAAUACCUAUGUUCAAAUCUGUGACUAUGCUAUCAUCCUUCUUAGAAUAAAAGCGAAUUUAAUAUCUAGUCGUAAUGACGUCAUAGCAGUCGUACGAUUGGCUACGAUUUGAAACUAAUUUGGCCUUUACUCCAAAAUAAAGGAUUGCAAUCUUUCAUAAUGGUUAUAUUAGUAUU